AUGGGAGCCUGCAGCUCAAAGCCUCUUCAAAAGCCCAAUCCUUAUGCCAAAAGAGAAAAUCCGGAACCAUUACAAAUCCGGGAACCCACCAUUAAUCUCGAAAUUCCGGUUAGAGAAGAUGGCGUCGAAAACACCGGGAAGAAGUCUCCGUUCUUCUCAUUCUACAGCCCGAGUCCAGCCCGUUUCUUAUCUUCCAAGAAAUCUUCUCCGGCGGCGGGGGGAGGGACAUCACAGCGGGGGAUGUUGAAGAUUCCAUUUCCGCCUCCGUCGCCGGCGAAGCACCUGAAGGAGAUGUUACUGAGGAGGCAUGGCGGUGACGAGGCGGUGAAGGCGAGAGAUAAAGGGGUAAUGGAGGCGGAGAAGGGUCACGAGACGGCGGAAUUGAAUAAGAGUUUUGGGUUUUCUACGCAGUUUACGAGUAGGUACGAGGUUAAAGAAAAAGUGGGACGAGGACAUUUUGGGUAUACUUGUUCUGCCAUUGCCACGAAGGGGAAGCUUAAAGGCCAAAAUGUUGCCGUCAAGAUUAUUCCCAAGGCAAAGAUGACAACAGCAAUUGCUAUUGAGGAUGUAAGAAGGGAGGUUAAGAUAUUGCGUGCCUUGACAGGACAUAGCAAUCUUGUACAAUUCUAUGAUGCUUUUGAAGAUAAUGAUAGUGUCUAUGUAGUAAUGGAGCUGUGCCAAGGAGGAGAGCUUCUAGAUAGAAUACUUGCGAGAGGUGGGAAAUACUCAGAAGAUGAUGCAAAGGCUGUUAUGGUACAGAUUCUAAAUGUUGUAGCAUUUUGUCAUUUCCAGGGUGUGGUGCACCGAGAUCUUAAACCGGAGAAUUUUCUGUUUACCUCCAAAGAUGAAAAUUCCGAGUUGAAACUUAUCGACUUUGGCUUAUCAGAUUUUGUUAGACCAGAUGAAAAGCUUAAUGACAUUGUUGGAAGUGCAUACUACGUCGCACCUGAAGUUUUGCAUAGAUCAUACAGUACAGAGGCCGAUGUGUGGAGUAUAGGUGUAAUAGCUUAUAUUCUGUUAUGCGGUAGUCGCCCAUUUUGGGCUCGAACAGAAUCCGGUAUAUUUCGGGCAGUCUUGAAAGCUGAUCCAAGUUUUGAGGACGCCCCUUGGCCUUCAUUAUCGUCAGAGGCAAAGGAUUUUAUCAAAUGCUUAUUGUACAAAGACCCUCGAAAACGGAUGACAGCUGCUCAGGCUCUAUGUCAUCCAUGGAUCCGAAAUUACAGUAGCUUGAAAGUACAACUCGAUAUUCUUAUAUUCAGACUAAUGAAAGCCUAUGUGCGAUCGACUUCUUUGCGUAAGGCUGCCUUAAGGGCUCUAUCUAAGACAUUGACUGCAGACGAACUCUUUUAUCUUAAGGAGCAAUUUGCAUUGUUGGGGCCAAACGAAAGUGGCGGCAUAGCUUUAGAAAAUAUAGAAGCGGUACUGGUGAAAAAUGCUACCGACAUCAUGAAGGUGUAUCAAAUUCCCGAUUUCCUUGCAUCACUAAAUGUGCUUCAAUAUAGAAGGAUGUAUUUUGAAGAAUUCUGUGCAGCUGCUUUAAGUGUUCAUCAAUUGGAGGCACUCGACCGAUGGGAGCAACAUGCUCGUUCUGCAUAUGAGAAUUUUGAGAAGGAUGGAAACAGAAUUAUUCUCAUCGAGGAACUUGCAUCAGAACUUAGACUUAGUCCUUCAGUGCCAGUCCAUGCUGUUUUCCAUGACUGGAUAAGGCACACUGAUGGAAAACUAAGCUUCCAUGGGUUUGUCAAAUUAUUGCACGGCCCGUCCAGCCGUUCACUUCCGAAGGGUCAAUAA
This is a messenger RNA of Fraxinus pennsylvanica, 1791 nucleotides long. The record is from the annotation of a GenBank genome assembly. Lineage: Eukaryota; Viridiplantae; Streptophyta; Magnoliopsida; Lamiales; Oleaceae.